Agelaius phoeniceus (red-winged blackbird) is the source of this 1158-nucleotide messenger RNA. NCBI's taxonomy places the organism in Eukaryota, Metazoa, Chordata, Aves, Passeriformes, Icteridae. The record is from RefSeq and is a predicted model, not a curated record.
AUGGGGAAGUCAGAUUUCCUCAGCCCCAAGGCCAUCUCCAACCGUAUCAAAUCCAAGGGGCUGCAGAAGCUGCGCUGGUACUGCCAGAUGUGCCAGAAGCAGUGCCGUGAUGAGAAUGGCUUCAAGUGUCACUGCAUGUCCCAGUCCCACCAGAGACAGCUGCUGCUGGCUGCUGAGAACCCCCAGCAGUUCAUGGAUUACUUCUCCGAGGAAUUCCGAAGGGAUUUCCUGGAGUUGCUCAGGAGGCAGUUUGGAACAAGGAGAGUGCACAACAAUGUUGUGUACAACGAGUACAUCAGCCAUCGGGAGCACAUCCACAUGAAUGCCACACAGUGGGAGACCCUGACUGACUUCACCAAGUGGCUGGGGAGAGAAGGGCUUUGCAGGGUUGAUGAGACCCCUAAAGGCUGGUACAUCCAGUACAUCGACAGGGACCCAGAGACCAUUCACAGGCAGCAGGAACAAGAGAGGAAGAAGAAGCAGGACCUUGACGAUGAAGAAAAAACUGCUAAAUUAAUUGAACAACAAGUUAGAAGAGGUUUGGAGGGGAAAGAACUGGAAAUGCCAGUCUAUACUGAAUUGAACAGAGAAAACAAAGGAAAAGUUACAUUUAAAUUAAACAAAGGAUCAAGUACUUCAGUUGCAGCAUCUUCUCAAACAAGUGUCCUUGCACUGAAGAUGGUGGAGGGUGCAGUUAAAAGAGCAGGAGCAGCUUAUUGCUCUGGUCAACCCAAAAAGAAAAAGAAGAAAUCUGCACUGGAUGAGAUCAUGGAGCUUGAAGAGGAGAAGAAAAGAACAUCUCGAACAGACUACUGGCUACAGACUGACAUCAUUGUAAGAAUUGUGACAAAAAAGCUCGAAGGCAAGUACCACAGGAAGAAGGCAGUUGUUAAGGAAGUGAUUGACAAAUACACAGCAAUCGUGAAGGUGAUUGACUCUGGGGACAAACUGAAGCUCGAUCAGACACAUCUAGAAACUGUAAUACCAGCACCAGGCAAGAAAGUACUGGUGUUAAACGGUGGGUACAGGGGAAAUGAAGGCAUUUUGGAGUCCAUCAAUGAGAAGAGGUUUUCAGUGACAAUAACCAUCGACUCAGGACCUUUAAAAGGGCGCAGAGUUGAAGAUAUUCAGUAUGAAGAUGUUUCCAAACUUGCCUGA